This is a messenger RNA of Zingiber officinale, 1038 nucleotides long. RefSeq names its product zinc finger MYM-type protein 1-like. NCBI's taxonomy places the organism in Eukaryota, Viridiplantae, Streptophyta, Magnoliopsida, Zingiberales, Zingiberaceae. Bases 1 to 1038 code for a protein of 345 amino acids. The transcript has a single exon. The record is from RefSeq and is a predicted model, not a curated record.
AUGUUUACAAGAUCUGGUUUCAUAAAUUGGAAAAAAGCAAUUGAAAAAUUCAAUGAGCAUGUAGGUGGAGUUGGUAGUGCGCACAAUGAGGCAAGAAUACAAUUUGAAGGUUUCAAGAAUCAAAGACAAAGUGUGGAGUAUUCAUUUUCAUCAGGGAAACAUGAGCUUGAAGUUGCUUAUCGCAAACGCUUGACUUCCAUUUUAAAAGUAAUUCGAUUUUUGUUGUUACAAGGAUUGCCUUUUCGGGGGCAUGAUAAGUCUUCGACAUCAUCCAAUAGAGGAAAUUUUUUAGAAUUGCUCAAAUGGUAUAGCUCAGAGUGUCCAGAAGUUGCGGCAGUUGUUGGAAUGAAUGCACCUGGAAAUAAUCAAAUGAUUGCCCCAAAAAUUCAGAAGCAAUUGGUGAAUGCUCGUGCAGUUGAGACCACAAAUGCUAUUCUAGCUGAUCUUGGAGAUAGGUGGUUCACUUUACUACUUGAUGAGGCUCGUGACUGUUCAGUGAAAGAGCAAAUGGCAGUUGUUAUUAGAUAUGUGAACAAAUAUGGAGAGGUGAUUGAACGAUUUAUGGCUGUAGUUCAUGUUGCAACAACUACAGCUGCUUGUUUAAAGGAGGCAAUCGACUCUUUAUUUGCUAAGUAUGGUUUGUCAGUGGCGAGAUUGAGGGGUCAAGGAUAUGAUGGUGCUUCAAAUAUGUCUAGAGAAUUUAAUGGAUUAAAGUCACUGAUAAUGAAAGAAAAUCCGUAUGCAUUGUAUGUUCAUUGUUUUGCUCAUCAACUCCAGCUAGUGGUUGUAGCUGUUGCUCAAGCAAAUCAAUAUGUUUGUGAUUUCAUGUGGAUUGUUGGUUCGAUUGUGAAUACAUCUGCAUCAUCUUGCAAAAGGCCCGACAAACUUCGACAACUUGAACAUGACAGAAAAGUUAAACUUCUUGAAAGAGGAGAGAUUAGUUCUGGUAGAGGACUAAACCAAGAAACUAGUCUAGCUAGACCUGGAGAUACACGGGGGUCUCAUAAUUCAACUUUAUGUCGUAUUGAACAAAUGUGA